Closterium sp. NIES-67 is the source of this 1403-nucleotide messenger RNA. Lineage: Eukaryota; Viridiplantae; Streptophyta; Zygnematophyceae; Desmidiales; Closteriaceae. The record is from the annotation of a GenBank genome assembly.
GAUCAUUGACAUGGGUGCCUCCCAGGUGCUGAUCGAGAAAUGCCACUUCGGGGUUACGACAGUAGCUUACCUGGGGUUUCAGGUGGGAGAAGGCGGGCUCUCGGUGCAGCAGGCGAAGGUGGGGGUGGUUGACAGGCUGAAGGCGCCCACGGAUUGUAGCAUGCUAAGAGCGCAGCUGGGAUUCCUGAGUUACUACUGCAGGUUCAUCCCGAACUUCAGCAAGACAGCCAAGCCACUAAAUCAGUUGUUGAGAAAGGAUGAAGGAUGGAAGUGGUGGAAAGAGCAAGAGAGAGCAUGGACCACCCUCAAGGAGGCCGUGAAGACGGCGCUGCUGCUGAAGCUGCCUAACCCAGACGAGCCUUUCCUGCUGUACACAGACUGGAGCAGCAGUGGGAUGUGCACCGUGCUCUGUCAGGAGGAAAAAGGAACGGAGAGGGUGGUGGCGUACGUCAGCAGGUCAUGUAGCCCGGCGGAGAGCAAUUAUAGCUCGUACGAGGGAGAGGGGUUGGCGGCAGUGUGGGCGGUAGAGCUGUUCCGGCCCUACUUGCAGGGGAGGAAGUUCACGCUGGUGACGGAUCACCAACCACUGCUCUGGCUGAUGACGAACCAAACCCUGAAGGACCGGAACGCUCGAUGGGCUAUGCGUCUACAGGAGUUCGAGUUCGACGUGAAGCAUCGACCAGGGAAAGACUUUGCAGCAUGUGGAUGGCCUAACUCGCCAGAGGCAAGAGGGAGACGAGAGGAGAGAGACGCCAAGUCGCACGGUUUGUUGAUGUGGCACAUGGACGACCUCGGUGUCCCCUUUGCCACGGAGUGCUUCAUCCGGGUCAUCAUAGCCUCCUUCUCCCGUCCUGGCCACGCCGUCAUCAUUCUAACACUCAACAUGCUCUCAUUCUGGCUUAUGGGGGUGGAGCACAGUUUGCGCUUUGAUGCCGACAUGACCAAGAGUCAUGUCGACAACAGCGCCCUGCAGGCAGUCUACCAUUCUGAUGUGAAGAACUGGGCCUGCGCUGCAAUUCGGGCUCGAAGAGUCACUGGGGCACCGGUCUGGCGGGCAGAGUACAGUGCCUGGUCGUUCAGUCGGAGUAGCCGCACUGUUAUGAUUAAUGACGACGUCAUUGGGUUGGGUGAUGCAUCUGUUUAGCAUUUCUAUGUAGUAAUUGUUUGAUAACAUGUUACCAGUGCAUGUGCCGUUGGAUGCGCGGAGUAAUACGCGCGAUUACAAGCGGCGAGGCGAAAAGCUCUGUAGACGCGGCCAAGAUGUUGUUGGAGAAGCACGAUCUCGCCGUAGACUUGAAGACGGUCCGGAACUCAUUACGAUCCGCGGGGCUGAUCGUCGUGCAUCAGCCCAAGAAACCCAGGCUCUCACCGAAAAACAUCCGAGAUCGUCUCGACUUCGUGCG